Aureobasidium musti is the source of this 1803-nucleotide messenger RNA. NCBI's taxonomy places the organism in Eukaryota, Fungi, Ascomycota, Dothideomycetes, Dothideales, Saccotheciaceae. The record is from the annotation of a GenBank genome assembly.
AUGUCUUGGUCUAUUCCAAAAGAUUACCGCUCGCGUCCUGUGGUCAUACUUGGAGGCGGUGUUUUGGGCCGUCGAAUCGCUGCAUGCUGGGUCGCUGCAGGCUUCCAUGUCAUCAUCCGUGACCCUUCGGAAAAGUCUCGCAACGAUGCUGUCGACUAUAUCAAGCAGAAUCUCGCAACCUAUCUCGCCCUCACUUUUGCUAAAGCAGGCUCCUAUGAGGCAGUCGAGAACUUUGAGACUGCUGUCAAAGAUGCCUGGCUUGUGUUCGAAGCGGUCCCUGAGAUCCUCAGCCUCAAGGAAAACACUUUCCUGGACCUCGAGAAAUACGCCCCUAAGGACUGUAUUCUUGCCAGUAAUAGCUCCUCGUACAAAUGCAGUGAGCUUCUUGGCAAAGUCGCCGAGGAAACAAAAACUCGCGUCCUCAACACGCAUUAUAUGAUGCCCCCUCAGCUUAUGACUAGUGGUUCUACUGAAGAAACAAUCUUCCCUUUCUUGGAAACCGAGCUUAGAGGAGCAGGUCUUCAUCCUGUGUCCGCCAAGAAGGAAUCAACUGGUUUCAUCUUCAACCGUAUCUGGGCCGCCAUCAAACGUGAGGUGCUUGCAGUCCUUGCAGAGGGUGUUUCCGAUGCUAAGACCAUUGAUGCAAUCUGGAUGGAACAAUACCAAAGCCCUGUCGGACCAUGCACUAUGAUGGACAGCGUUGGUCUGGAUACCGUCGAACACAUCGAAAGCCAUUACGUCCAGGAUCGCGGGUUACCUGAUGCCACACUCAAGUGGCUACACAACAACUAUGUUGAGCAGGGCAGACUAGGCAACAAAUCCGACAAGGGCGGGUUGUAUCCUGUCCCUACCCAGGGUCAUGGCACCAAGCUGUUGACGCUGAACAUGUACCAAGGGUCCUACCCUGGAGAGCUGCCAAUGGAGAAAAUCAUCAGCAGUGGACAAAUCCUCGAGUUUUCAGUGGACAACAAAUCAGCUCGCCCUGUUGCUCUAGUUACCAAUCAGCGAUGCCCUGAUGGUAUCGACGUAUACGAGGACAGAAUGUACUGGACCUGCAUGGGUAUACCUUCGCAGAACGAUGGCGGAGUUUAUUCCGCCAAGCUCGACGGCAGCGAUAUCAAGACCGUCAUACAGCCAGGCGCUGUCCAUACCCCGAAACAGAUUACCAUCGACAAAGUCAACAAGAAGCUGUACUUCACCGACCGCGAGGGCUUGCGAGUCCACAGAUCUAAUCUUGACGGUUCAGCACAUGAGGUUUUGGUUCAAACAGCUGAUUGGCAAACCGAGAAGGAGAAAGUUCAAGAUCAGACCAAUUGGCCUGUCGGCAUUACUAUUUCGCACAAGCUCAAUAAGUUCUUCUGGACCCAANAAGGCCCCUCAAAGUCACUCAAAGGUCGAAUUUUCUCUGCAAACAUCGAGACACCGGCAGGCGCAGAUGCAACUACCAGAAACGACAUUGAGCUGAUCCUGGGUGGGCUGCCUGAACCUAUCGACUUGGAGUUCCAUGAGGCGACGGGUGUGCUGUAUUGGACCGACAGAGGCGAAAUUCCUUUCGGCAAUACUUUGAACAAGAAGACCCUCGUCGGCGAAUCUCCGGAAGAAGAGAAGGUACUUGGCCGCCAGAUCAUCGCGCAGGGCUUCGGUGAGGCGAUUGGUCUUCGUAUCGACGAAGAAAAGCAACGUGUCUACGUCGCUGAUCUGGCUGGGCGCUUGUGGGAAUGUCACAUGCAACCAGGACCUAAGGUAAAGAUCUACGAGGCUGCGGGUCACGCUUACACUGGUCUUGUUGUUGUCAACUACUAG